Penicillium oxalicum is the source of this 1980-nucleotide messenger RNA. RefSeq names its product alkaline phosphatase family protein. Bases 1 to 1980 code for a protein of 659 amino acids. The record is from RefSeq and is a predicted model, not a curated record. The transcript is spliced from 3 exons. Lineage: Eukaryota; Fungi; Ascomycota; Eurotiomycetes; Eurotiales; Aspergillaceae.
AUGGCAUCUAUCCCUCGCCUGGUAACGGCUGCCAGCUCAACGGCGAUCCGCAUAUGCAGCUUCAUCUUCUUGAGAUGGAUACCUGGCCAUCAUUUCGUUCCCCUCAUUUUUACAUCUCUGGUGGUGUACCUCACGUCGUUUUGGUCCCUCCGACAAAAUCCAUACCCACCUCCAUCCACCCGGGCCAAGAAUGACAACAAAAGGUCAAAAAACCCCCCAGGCUCGACUGAUGCAGGAUCCAAAGAUUCUGUCCUGAAGAUCCUUUUGACCGGCCUGCCAUCGAAGCACUCACCAUGGUCGACCACGUUCACGGCUCUCAUCAACAUCGUCGUGGCAUUACUGACCCUCGAUUUCUUGAUCCGCGGCCUGGUCAUGUAUCCCAGUGCCGAUGUGUCGUUUUCUCGUGUCGGUCAUGUCUCGCCAACCACGGCGAAUCUGCUGCUUCGGGAGCCUGACCAAAGUCAAUUGCCCAUUACGGUUUCUUACCAAGAAACAUCGUCCUACAACGCCCCGGAAUGGAUCGAAGAGGGAACAAUCUACAAACUUGAUGAUAUCACGGACUUCACGGCUACGGUGACGCUUAAGAACCUGAAGCCCUCCACCCAAUACAACUACUUGUUGUCCAACAACAAAAGCGGAAGCUUCAUGACAGCGCCGCAGCCCGGGUCACCGCCAGCGAAUAGGCUCUCUUUUGUGACAUCCAGCUGCAUCAAACCCAAUUUCCCAUACAACAUUCUUUCACACCCUUUGAAGGUGCCGGGGAUUGAACUGAUGACAGAAGCACUCGCCAAGUUGCCCCAGAUUAUGCGGCCGGCGUUUAUGCUCUUCCUGGGUGACUUUGUCUAUAUCGAUGUGCCAUUCAGGUUCGGCUCCUCGAUGGAUCACUACCGCAGCGAAUACCGUCGCAUCUACGCUUCGCCUUCCUGGAAUGUAUCGUCUCUUGAGGACCGAGCCAUUGAUCUCCCAUGGAUCCAUACCCUUGAUGACCACGAGAUUGAAAAUGACUGGUCGCGCGGAAACAAGACGGCUCCCUAUCCAGCCGCCGUGGACCCCUUCCAACAUUAUCACGUCGCUGCCAAUCCACCCGUUCCAGAAGAAUCAUUUGCCAAUCCAGAUGAAGUCACGUACUUCUCCUUCAUCAAUGGUCCCGCCUCCUUUUUCAUGCUCGAUACUCGCACCUAUCGAUCCGAGCCCUCCAAGGGCAAUUCAACGAUCCUUGGCUUCGCGCAACUCCAGUCGCUUCUGACAUAUCUAUCAACUCCAGAGCCAGAGGGCGUGCGCUGGAAAAUCAUCAGUUCCAGUGUACCUUUUACCAAGAAUUGGCAUGUUGGCACAGCGGACACAUGGGGCGGCUUCCUCAACGAGCGUCGGACCGUCUUCGAAGCCAUGUGGCGUGCUGAGCGUGAACUUGGUGUCCGUAUUGUUCUUCUCAGUGGAGAUCGCCACGAGUUUGGCGCCACACGAUUCCCCGACCCAAGUCUUGACUUUCCUGCAUCAGAAUCGCAGCCCGAUACAGCAGGCCUAGGCCUUCACGAGUUCAGUGUCGGCCCAUUAAGCAUGUUCUAUCUCCCAGUACGCUCGUAUUAUCAGACCGACGACGAGGAUGUCUCUGUGAAAUACGCCCCGGACGGCAAUAGCAAAUUCGGAUACAUUGAAAUCGCCGACGGGGUGGAUGAGGCUGACCCAACCGCCGUGGCCCCGGUGCCGGUCCGCAGCUCAAUACUGACAUACUCCUUGUACGUGGAUGGCGAGGUUGUCUGGAAAUAUCGACUGAGUAUCCCCCUGGACCGGGAAACUGCCGCCGGAGCCGUGAAUAUUCCCGAGAAAAACAAUUAUCUUCCGCCGGGACGGAUAUUAGAGGACAGGAUUCCCAAAGAAAGCUGGGAUGUGGCACUCAAGAAGACCGUCGGCCGUGCUGAGGAAUUGGCGCGACAGGGUCUCGACUGGGCUACUGAAAUGUACCACAAGAUGACUGUGUAA